This is a messenger RNA of Gastrolobium bilobum, 807 nucleotides long. RefSeq lists its product as uncharacterized. The transcript has 2 exons. The coding region runs from base 1 to 807 and encodes 268 amino acids. Lineage: Eukaryota; Viridiplantae; Streptophyta; Magnoliopsida; Fabales; Fabaceae. Gene Ontology annotation, molecular function: nucleic acid binding; zinc ion binding. The record is from RefSeq and is a predicted model, not a curated record.
AUGGAUGAGGAGAUGCAUGAGGAUGAUGCGGCUGUUUCAGGAUGCCGUAAUCUUGAUCAUAUGAUUCAUGAUGUGAAGAUGACGGAGGGAAGAGGUGGAACUCGGGCAAGAGUAGUGUCCUAUAAGGAUAAGCUUCUGAAGCUGAAUGACAACGGUGAUCAGUCGGAUAACGAAGACGACAACUGGAUCUUGCAACAGAAACGGGAGGAUGAGGAAGCUGAUCGUUUGGAAGGCUUGGGUCAGAUUGAGGAGGAGAAUCCUCUAUGCCCGAGACUUCAGAGGAUUUGGAAUCUGGUGAGUUCCUAUGAAGCUAUUGAUUUGGAUAAUGGAUUUCUGUUAUUAAGGUUCCAGGAUGAUGGUGAUUACCGCCAUGUCCUCGAAGAAGGGCCUUGGAUUGUAAAUGACCACUAUGUGGUAGUCCAAAGAUGGAGGCCCUUGUUCGAUCCUUAUGACGACAGUGUCAAAAAACUGGCAGUUUGGGUGAGAAUCCCAGGUCUCCCCAUUGAACUGUAUACCAUUCGCCAUUUAUGGCAAAUUGGUAACAUCUUUGGUCGCACUUUGAAAGUGGACAGGAAUUCCCUGAGGAAGAGUGAGAUUGGUGAGGAUGUCAUUACUGAACGUGCCAGGUUUCCUAGAAUCUGUGUUAAGAUAGACUUGAGGAAGACUUUCUUGCCUAAAUUCUGGAUAGGGAAUAAGGUGUAUCAAGUGGGGUACGAAGGUCUCCAUCUAAUUUGUUUCAAGUGUGGGGUAUACGGCCACAGAAAAGACCAAUGUCCUAUUGACCAGGUCCCUUGUACUCAGCAUUGA